CGUUUGAAUCCGAUGCGGCCAUGUCUAGUGACUGCGGCGUUCCUGUCGGUGGCGAGCGCGCUUGUGCAUGCGACGACGCCGUUGUCCACCUCGCCCGUCGCGGUGAAUGCCACGGCGGUGGCGCCCCCGCCGUCGUUGGAUCCCCAAUGCUACCUCAUGCCCAUCCUUGUACUGCAUCCUUCACCGCCCCUUCCCACCCUUGACUGCGUCCAACCGCCACUGCCAUCGGAAGAUUGCAUCAAGGCCACGGUGUCGGCGACAUUGCGUGUGCUCCAACAUCCCACCGACGAAUGGACAUGCUUGCACGACCCCACGACGUCGACCACGGCGAACAUGUCGUUGCGCGUGCGAUACCGCGGCGACUCGUCGCUCCGCUUCACCAAGCACCAGUACCUGCUCAUGUUUGACGUCCCCACGCCUCUCCUGGUCAUGCCUGCGGACACGAAUUGGGCGCUGCACGGUCCGUUCAUCGACGGCAGCAUGAUGCGCAACCACCUCGCGCACUGGCUGUACCGCGGCACGGGACGCUAUUCUCCUCGCUCCCAGCAUGUGGCACUGUACAUUGCCGACCCCAACGGCGUGCCCAUCUACCAUGGCUACUAUUUGCUCUUGGAAACCAUCAGCUACGGCCCCAACCGUGUCGGGUUGGCUCUGAAUGUGGCCGCGGACUCGGAUCAUUCCGGGGGCUGGGCGUGGCAGUACAAUCCGCUUAAAUACGGCACUUACUCGCCCAACGUUGUCUUGGACAUGUACCAUGGCAAAUUUGGGAUGGGCGCACGACCGUUGCUCAUGUACCCACCGGGUCCGACGCUGUCCCAGCGCAUGCGUGAUGAGUUUGUGAACGUCUCGACGGGGUUUUUACCGCAAUACUAUCGGUACUUGUGGCACAACAUGACGUCGCCACUGGCGCUGAAGCAGCACAUUGACGUGGGAUCGUUCGUCGACUACUUUUUGCACACGGAGUGGAGCUUAAACCAGGACGCGUACGCGAAAAGCGCCUACUUUUUCAAGGACCGCCAGCGCCCCAUCGAGGCUGGGCCCGUGUGGGACCUCAAUCUCGCAUAUGGGCUGGGGUCGCACGCGCAUGCGGACACGUGGCUGUACUUGGCACACCCGGCGUGGAGACGUCUGGUGUGCAACUUUGAGUUUGCCAACCUGGCCAUUGCACGGUGGAAAGCGCUUCGACAAAGUGUGUGGAGUGAUAUGGCGGUGGUGACAUUUGUCCAAGCGUCGGCGUCGCCAUUGCAGCGAAAUUUGGCCAAGUGCAACGACUGGAUGAGCCGCCAAGACAGCUGCGCGAGUGUGAGCAGGAGCAACCAGGGCACAUAUGUGGAUCAAGUGUCAUUUUUGCAAGCGAUUUUGCUGGAGCGGGCCAACUGGAUGGAUAUUCGCAUGGAGCAACUGUACCAAAAGCUAGACGGGGCUAUCUGUGGCACUGUGGGAGACUUGCCAGCAUUCAACUGCGCCGAGGACGGCAACGACAGUGGGUGCUUGACGAGUCCGGCGGCGUACUACUCGAACGUGCGAUUUCCGCCGAUUCGCCCGCCGGAUGACGGGACCAAGAAGACUGACAUGCAGCAGCUGGAGCAGGCGUCGGCGUACGACUCGCCGUCGAUCGAUCCGUGCUGGCUCGCCAUGGGCCAAUCCGUGACUGCCGGGUACAUCACGCUCACGUGUUCAGGGUUUGGGUUUUGCCCGAGCGGACCCAACGCGACGUGUGUGUGCAACAACCAUGCGACAUCGUUUGACUGCUCGGGCGGCGACGAUACUGUCGGCGCAUGGUCGCAGACAGGUGCAUGGUCGUGGUGGGAUGCGGCCAUUUUCGCGGCAUGCGGCGGCUUUGGGCUGAUGGUGAUGGGGCUGGCGGCGUGGCGGCGGUACCACCGAUCGCGCCAAGAAGACCCGCUCCUGCGCACGACCGUUCCAAACUAUGGCGCGUCCAAGUGUGAAUGAAGCGACCAAGGAAGGGGUUGAGUUUUGAACGUAAACAAUUUAUAUAUAUAUAUAUGUAUGUAUACG
This is a messenger RNA of Aphanomyces astaci, 2019 nucleotides long. RefSeq lists its product as hypothetical. Lineage: Eukaryota; Oomycota; Saprolegniomycetes; Saprolegniales; Verrucalvaceae. The coding region runs from base 13 to 1953 and encodes 646 amino acids. The record is from RefSeq and is a predicted model, not a curated record. The transcript has 7 exons.